Molecule: messenger RNA, 396 nt
Organism: Closterium sp. NIES-67
Lineage: Eukaryota; Viridiplantae; Streptophyta; Zygnematophyceae; Desmidiales; Closteriaceae
Source: the annotation of a GenBank genome assembly
UCCACCCUCCUUCCAGGCAUCGCUGACAUAGUGGGGCGGAGGGUAGGAUCUUCAAAGCUUCCUUGGAACGACCAGAAGAGUUGGGCGGGGAGCAUUGCCAUGCUGCUCUUUGGCUAUGGCCUCGCACUCGGCACCAUUCACCUUUUCACCGCAGUCGGGUUCUACUCUUCUGAUUGGCUGCUGCUGCCGAACCUGCCCCUCCGAGUCUUCCUGGUCAGCCUCGGAGCUACAGUGGUGGAAUCUCUGCCACUCAGCGACAAGUUAGACGACAACCUCACUGUACCACUCUCCACCGUUCUCUUUGGCCUCCUGCUGCUGCAUUAGUGGUAACCGAAGGGUUAGAGGUGUGGCCCUUGCGUGUUCUGGUUCAUUCACAAAUCAUGCUCUUGGGUUGAC